AGCCUUUGGACUCUGGAAUAUAGCACACUGCACGAGAAACACAAACAUUUGAAUGGAUUUAGAGGUAAAAGGAGUGGCUGCCUCCAGGAGCCAGACUCAGCUAUUUUCUGGAAGAAAGAAUUCACUGCAACAAGGAUGGACUUCUAGAUCAUGGGCAAUCCAAAAUUCCUGCCUACCUAUGGUCCCACCACUUGAUCUGGGAAGCCUUGUUGACUCUGAUGAGGAGGAUAAUUUUUCACAAACACCACGUGGUACAGUCCAUGUUCAUCUUAACCCACCGCAGUCACAGCCUGCUGUGGACUGGGUUCUGCCAUGUCAAAGAGCUGACACUCAGCAUCGACUACAGGAAGUGGAACAGGACAUAAUACCUGAGGAUUUGCCAGCGCCAACAGGCAAAUAUAAGCUAAAGUACCAGCAGUAUGCAAGCGAAAUGAAAGACGGCUACCAACAGUACAUUCAGAGGAGUACAGGGAAGCCACAGGCAGCAAGUGGGCCCAAGGCAACCGAGAAGGUGGAAGGAGCCAGUCUGGAAGACCUCAUGACUUUGGACAGGAAAGCCCUCUUACAGCAAGGCUACGCAGAUAGCCCUUGCCGCAGACAGAGCCUCGCGAGGAGAUCACAUGUGGAGACGGUGGCUCUAGAGAAGAAGAAACAGACCGUUGCAGAGCAAAUGAUGAUAGACCACUUAUCCAGGGCUGUCAUCAGCGAUCCAGAACAAGAUUUAAACACCAAGAACCAAGAGAGUUCUCAUGUCCCUCCAGACUCAGAGAGGGCGCCACUUCGAGUCAGGAAACGAACUCUGCAUGAAACGAAGAUAAGAACCAACUCCGCAUUAACAGAGAAUGACCUUUCUCAGAAAGUAGAAUUCGAAGGGAGGGUCUUAACAAGAAAUGGACGCGACGCCUGCAGAGAACUGAUUGGGUUUUUCUUUACCCAUGACCGGUCCCUAACCGUGUAUGAAUAUCGAAUGUUUGGGAAAAACAGGUCAAGCGUGCUCCCUUUUAUUAAAAAAGACAUUUAUUACCAUCAGUGUGGACGAAGAAAAGGAAAGCAAUAUCAGCUUGGCGACAUCUAUACUGGUGCAACUUUGACAUUUUUGAGCUGUGAUCAACCUAGCCUUCCAAAGACCAUAAAAGAAAAUGCAUUGCUUAGACUUCGAAUUACAAAUAUUGAUCGAGUAGCUUUGAAUUCUCUUAAAGUGGCCUCUGUGGAACAAGGGGAAGAAGAUGCAGUCAGUCUGGAGGCUCGUGAUCAGCUGGUGCUACAGGCCAUUCAGGAUAAACUGAAAGAGCAACUGCACAAGAAGGGUGCUCGUAUUUUGACUGGAUUGGGAAAAUACUUCCAAGGUUUGGACAAGGAAGGGAAUGGGCUUUUAGAAAAGGCAGAUUUUCUGCGAGCUCUGAAAACCUUUCACUUGGAAGUGUCUGAACAGGACUUUGAGUCUUCCUGGCUAAUUCUGCAAGGAUAUGGCCAUAGUGAGAACAAGGUUGACUAUGGGGAAUUCAAACGUGCCAUUUUUGGUGAAAUGAAUGAAUAUAGGAAGUCAUUUGUUCGCAAGGCCUUCAUGAAACUGGAUUUUAACAAAACCGGCAUCGUGUCUGCUAUAGACAUAAGAAAGUGUUACUGCGCCAAGAAGCAUCCACGUGUGAUCUCAGGGCAUUCAACAGAGGAGGAAAUCAAAUCAUCUUUCCUAGAGACAUUAAAAGGUGUCUGCAGCAAGUACGACGAAGUUUCAUACAGUGAAUUUGAAGAUUACUAUGAAGGCCUAAGUAUAGGGGUAGCAGGCGAUGAAGACUUUAUCAACAUCUUAUGUACUCCGUGGGGAAUUUAGUUUUCAAUAACUGCACCUUCUCGCCAGCACCAAGUAUCUUACAGAUAAUAUGCAUUUUAUAUAAAAUAUGAAAAGCUUGUAAUAUAUUUUCUAAGAUUCUUUAUAAUUUGUUUUCAAAGUGGAGUCAGCAAAGGCCAAUUCGGAAAUAAAUGUGUGUUUUUGAGCACACAUGCAUGCUAUGUGCAUAUAAAGGCAGUUCUUUUUGCUCAUUCUUAUCUUAUACUUAUUAUAUAUCUUAUUUAUUAUACUUAUAAUUCUUACUCUUAUCAUAUAUCUUAUCCUACAAAGAUAAGAUGGUCCUUAUCUUAUCCUUAUACCUUAUACACCUUAUACUUCUUUUAGAAAAGUAGUUAAAAAGUUAGUCUUAGUAGAAAAGUAACGUUUUUAGUAAACUAUAUGAGGGCUUGUAUAUAGUGAUCAUUUUCGGUCCACUCUCAGUUUUCUUAUAACCUUUUUCUAGAAUAUAGUUGUUACCAUUCUCAAUUUAAUGACAUGGGAUUCAGACCAAGGCUGAAGUAGUGCAACUUGUUUGAAAAUAUUCAAUUAUCUGCAAAAGCAACGUUAAAUUCAGUAUGAUUAUGGGUGUUUUCUAUGCAUCAUAUUUUGAAUGGUUGGUGUUUACUCCUCAAUGUUUCUUUAAAGAGAAUUGUCAUUUAUUUUUGUCUUAAAUUAUAUACUGCUCUUUGUUCACUGGGAGAAUUACAUUGUAUUUUCUAUUUUAACUGUCAUAUUAUCUGCAUACAAAAUGUUUCUUAUGUGUAAAGAACAAAAUGCAGGAGCCUUGGAGUGUAGAAAUAUCCCCUUAGACUAUUAAAUGAAGAAUUCAAAGAUAAUUCAAUGAUUUUUGUACAAAAUGUAAAAGCAUCCUUUGUAUCACAAAAUAAAGAUGUGACAUUCUGAGUAACCCUUUUUGGUAUAAUAAACAACGAGAACAUUUUCUUC
Mus pahari (shrew mouse) is the source of this 2773-nucleotide messenger RNA. It is a transcript of the gene Caps2, whose product is annotated as calcyphosine 2. The coding region runs from base 53 to 1831 and encodes 592 amino acids. Gene Ontology annotation, molecular function: calcium ion binding. The transcript has 18 exons. The record is from RefSeq and is a predicted model, not a curated record. Lineage: Eukaryota; Metazoa; Chordata; Mammalia; Rodentia; Muridae.